GCUGAUCAAAUCGCCGCGGCCGCUGAUGAAGAAGCAGGCGGUGAAGCGGCACCACCACAAGCACAACCUCAAACACCGCUACGAGUUCCUGGAAACGCUGGGCAAAGGCACCUACGGGAAGGUGAAGAAAGCCCGGGAGCGCUCCGGGAAGCUGGUGGCCAUCAAAUCCAUCCGGAAGGACAAAAUCAAGGAUGAGCAGGACCUUGUCCACAUCCGGAGGGAGAUUGAGAUCAUGUCCUCCCUCAACCACCCGCACAUCAUCGCUGUGCACGAAGUGUUCGAGAACAGCGGCAAGAUCGUCAUCGUGAUGGAAUACGCCAGCAAGGGCGACCUGUACGAUUACAUCAGCGAGCGGCAGCGGCUCUCGGAGCAGGAGGCGCGACACUUCUUCCGCCAGGUCGUGUCCGCCGUCUACUACUGCCACAAGAACGGGAUCGUCCACCGGGACCUGAAGCUGGAGAACAUCCUGCUGGACGCCAACGGGAACAUCAAGAUUGCAGAUUUUGGGCUGUCCAACGUUUUCCAGCAGGACAAGCUCCUGCAGACCUACUGCGGCAGCCCCCUGUACGCGUCCCCCGAGAUCAUCAACGGGCGGCCCUACAAGGGCCCCGAGGUGGACAGCUGGUCCCUGGGUGUCCUCCUCUACAUCCUGGUCCACGGCACGAUGCCCUUCGAUGGCCACGACUACAAGACUCUGGUCAAGCAGAUCACGAGCGGGGACUACCGGGAGCCCACGAAGCUCUCAGACGCCUGCGGGCUGAUCCGCUGGAUGCUGAUGGUGAACCCCGAGCGCCGGGCCACCAUCGAGGACAUCGCCACGCACUGGUGGGUCAACUGGGGCUACAAAGUGCCGCUGGGAGAGCAGGAGCUGCUGCGGGAGAGCGAGUCCCCGCUGGCCACGGUGGCCGAGUGGCUGCGCCGCUCGUCCCGCCCGCUGCUGGAGAACGGCUCCAAGGUGCGCUGCUUCCUCAAGCAGCACAUGCCCGGCGCGGCCCCGGAGCGGCAGCGCUCGCUCAAGAAGUCCAAGAAGGAGAACGACGUGUCGCACGCGCUGCAGGAGGUGCCCGCGGGCCCCGAGAACGCCUCCAAGUCCAUCCUCAAGCGGCCCAAGGGCAUCCUGAAGAAGAGGAACUCGUGCGAGCAGAAGGUGCCCGGGCCCGGCCCCCCGCCGGCCGAGGGUGGGGAGGGGGUCCCCGCGGGGCUCUCCCGGGUCUCGGGAGCAGCGCCCGCAGCGCCCGCGGCCGCGCCCAGGAAGGGAAUCCUGAAGAAGCCCUCGGCCAGGGAGUCGGGCUAUUACUCGUCCCUGGAGUGCUGCGAGUCCGGGGAUGUGCUGGACGCGGGGAGCUUGGACCUGGACGGGACCGUGUUUGCCGAGCCGCCCUCCCCGCCCCCCCAGGGGCUCCCGGCCCGCAGGAAAGGAAUCCUCAAACACAACGGCAAAUUCUCCUCGGGCAGCGCCGAGCCGGGAAACCCCCCCGGGAGCGGCUUCGGGGGUUUCAGCGAGGCGUCGCUGCCGCCGGAUGUAGCAGGGUGCUGGCGAGGGCUCCAAGGUGCUGCCCGUGGGCUUUGGGAGGUGCUGGGGGCACCCAGGCCACGGCUCUGCCCUGUCCUGAGCCAGGACAUUGAAUGGACCAAAGCCCCCAAAGUGACCCCCGAGGAGGGGCUGGGGGGUCCCUGGGGCUCCUCGCUGCCGUCCUCUCCUCCCAAACUCAUCUCAUCACGGGCGUGA
Molecule: messenger RNA, 1729 nt
Organism: Ficedula albicollis (Collared flycatcher)
Lineage: Eukaryota; Metazoa; Chordata; Aves; Passeriformes; Muscicapidae
Gene: NUAK2
Product: NUAK family kinase 2
Exons: 8
Coding region: 26-1729 (567 amino acids)
Biological process (GO): protein phosphorylation; intracellular signal transduction; microtubule cytoskeleton organization
Cellular component (GO): cytoplasm
Molecular function (GO): tau-protein kinase activity; ATP binding; protein serine/threonine kinase activity
Source: RefSeq, a predicted model, not a curated record